Messenger RNA from Peromyscus maniculatus bairdii (prairie deer mouse), 2263 nucleotides. NCBI's taxonomy places the organism in Eukaryota, Metazoa, Chordata, Mammalia, Rodentia, Cricetidae. The record is from RefSeq and is a predicted model, not a curated record.
UCUGUGGGCGUGGCGAGGCCCUGUCAGCCUCCCUGGAUCCCUCCACUGCGCAUGGCACGUUGCGUACCUCCCGCCCAGCAACCGGCCUGGCGGCAGCGCGGCCACCAAACUGAGGAGGCGGAGCCGAGACGAGUCGGUACUGCGCUCUGACUCCUAGACCAGGUUUAAGUUUUUGAAAUUGAAGUAGGUCUACACAGUAGGAACCCAUGUCUUUUCUUGUAAGUAAACCAGAGCGAAUUAGGCGGUGGGUCUCGGAAAAAUUCAUUGUUGAGGGCUUAAGAGAUUUGGAACUAUUUGGAGAGCAGCCUCCGGGCGACACUCGGAGAAAAGCCAAUGAGGCGAGCUCAGAGUCCAUAGCAUCCUUCUCUAAACCGGAGAUCAUGAGUAGCUUUCUGCCAGAGGGCGGGUGUUACGAGCUGCUCACCAUCAUAGGCAGAGGAUUUGAGGACUUAAUGACAGUGAAUUUAGCCAGGUACAAACCAACAGGAGAAUACGUGACGGUGCGCAGGAUCGACCUGGAAGCUUGUUCCAAUGAGAUGGUGACGUUCUUGCAGGGGGAGCUUCACGUCUCUAAACUCUUCAGCCAUCCCAAUAUAGUGCCAUAUCGAGCCACCUUCAUCUCAGACAACGAGCUGUGGGUCGUCACAUCAUUCAUGGCAUAUGGUUCUGCAAAGGAUCUCAUUGGCACACACUUCAUGGAUGGCAUGAAUGAGCUGGCGAUCGCAUACAUUCUGCAGGGGGUGCUGAAGGCCUUGGACUACAUCCACCACAUGGGCUAUGUGCACAGGAGUGUCAAGGCCAGCCACAUCCUGAUUUCCACAGAUGGGAAGGUCUACCUGUCUGGUCUACGAAGCAACCUCAGCAUGAUCAGCCAUGGGCAGCGGCAGCGUGCAGUCCACGAUUUUCCAAAAUAUAGCGUCAAGGUUCUGCCGUGGCUCAGCCCAGAAGUCCUCCAGCAGAAUCUUCAGGGUUAUGAUGCCAAGUCUGAUAUCUACAGUGUGGGGAUCACAGCGUGUGAACUAGCCAAUGGCCAUGUCCCCUUCAAGGAUAUGCCUGCCACUCAGAUGCUGCUAGAGAAACUGAACGGCACGGUGCCCUGCCUGUUGGACACCAGCACCAUCCCUGCCGAGGAGCUGACCAUGAGUCCCUCACGGUCCAUUGUCAACCCUUCCCUGAAUGACAGCCUCCGGCCUUCCAAUGGCGACUCGCCCUCCCACCCCUACCACCGGACCUUCUCCCCCCACUUCCACCACUUUGUGGAACAGUGCCUUCAGCGCAGCCCCGACGCAAGGCCAAACGCCAGCACCCUCCUGAGCCACUCCUUCUUCAAGCAGGUAUGGAAGCACUCCCGGGUUCCAAAUCUGCUGCUGCUCACCUGUGGUUCUAGCUACCCUGGCCCCUUAGCUUGGGGAUCAAGCGACGUGCCUCAGAGGCGUUGCCCGAGUUGCUUCGCCCUGUCACGCCCAUCACCAACUUUGAGGGCAGCCAGUCUCAGGACCACAGUGGGAUCUUCGGCCUGGUGACAACCCUGGAAGAGCUGGAGGUGGAUGACUGGGACUUCUGACCAGUUAGCCUGCGUCCUCCAGCUGGGGGGUGCGAGCCCCGAGGGUCAGCACCUACCUCGGUGCAGACUGGGGAGAAAGGACAUGAUGCUGGCAGAGCUGGCUGCCGGCUGCUUGAAAGGACAUUCUGCAAGAGACUUCACUGUUUUUGUGGCUUUUGAGACACAGGGAGUCCCAGUCACCAGGGACUUGGAGAGGCCGGAAAGCUGACAUCCUGUUCUGUGAGCCAGGGGACCUCCUUAGAAGGAAGAGACACUGCUUUGGCCCCAAGGCUGAAGUCCAAACCCAGAGCUUAACUCAGACCCAGGGACCCUUCACUUCCUCCCCCUGCACUUGCUCUCCUAGCAGCCGAUCUCACUCAGUUUCUCUGCUCCCACAUGCUGGGGAACAUGUCUGCAGCAGUCUGCCCAUGGCCUACCCUAGACACCUCCCCUGUUUCUGUCUCGAAGCACCAGGUCAGUUAUGGCCAGGCUGGGCCAUCCUCAUCCCCACCUAGCUCUUGGGCCCUGACACCUGAAACCUUAGUGCAUCUGUUACUCCUUUCCCAAGAAUCCACCCAAUGUCUCCUGCCAGCUGCUGCCUUGGUGCCUCCUCCAAGGGCCAUAAUGCUUUGCCUCAUCUGAGGGCUUGAGGAAGCCCUUAUGUGUGUUAGUUUCAUUGUCAGAACAAAUUAAACAUUUCAGAGUAUGUUGGGAAUGACA